AUGAAGGCCUCCAUGAUCAUCUCUUCUGCUGCUCUCUUCUUCGCCGGUGCUCUUGCCGCCCCAGCGACCGCCCGCUCUGCUUCCCCCGUUUUCACGGUUCAACUCGCCAACGACCUCUCUGGCAAGAACGCCAACGCCGAUGUCCCCGUCAACGGCGGAGCCCGCACAUUCGGCCAGCUCUUCGGUGCUGCUUUUGGCCCCAAGGUCCUCGCUACUUCAAUCCAAGCCGUGAGCCCCGGUGCCGGCGGCAACAACGUGCAAUGCGUCCUCAUUGACCCUGCCGCCCCAGCCUUCGGUGUGGUCCUUAACUCCUGGAACACCUUUGUCGACCUCGACGGCAACGUUGACAAGGCUAUUGAGACCGAUGUUACUGCCUUCACUAUCGAGUGCUUCUUGUAA
This is a messenger RNA of Bipolaris victoriae FI3, 399 nucleotides long. RefSeq lists its product as hypothetical. NCBI's taxonomy places the organism in Eukaryota, Fungi, Ascomycota, Dothideomycetes, Pleosporales, Pleosporaceae. The transcript has a single exon. Bases 1 to 399 code for a protein of 132 amino acids. The record is from RefSeq and is a predicted model, not a curated record.